GCAGAGACCGUUCUCUCCCCCGACGUCGGCUAUCAGACACCAUGGAGGCUUCGAUGAAGAUGCAAUGUGAAGAUGGAAUGAUUUUCACUUGUAAUUUAUUCAGUAAUGUAACUGCAGUUUAUGAAUAUAGCCUAUACUAUAUCGGACUGUCGUCGUAUAGAAUAUAAAUAUAUUUUUGAGAGAGAAUCUGAUCAACGGGGAUGCCUGGCGCAGCCUAUGGACCGUUAUGAUUAGAAUAUUGGGCAUGGAUUGGAUUGCUGUGUUCUAUCCUAUCUACCUUGUUCCUUAUCAUUAUGUUAUCAUGCUGGACCGAAUAUCUGACUAGGCAUCUUAAAAAUUGUGAAUUUGCAUUGCUUGCCACAAGGAAAUGUGAUUAUCAGCAUUUGGUUUUUGAGAAAAAUGUGAAAGGUAACAGCGGAAUGAUCAUGAGCAACUGUCGAGAAACACCUCUUCAGCAACAUUAUUUUGUAUAUAUUUUUUAAGAUAAUAUUAUUUUUGCUAUGCUCUAUUGCGCAGGCGUACUCGCCGGGACGCUGUCACUGCGCUUCACUACAUUAUUGGGUGAUGUAGCCUAUAGGAAUGUGAAGAAAACGGAACACUAAAAUGCAUCGACAAAAUGGUAUUGCUUCACCGAAAGGAUUUACAAGUGAUCCUUAAAAUAUAUUGUGCCAACGAAGAAUGUCAGGGACAUCAAAUGCAGAAUCUGCUGAAGGAGUAGUCUCCAAAGUGAAAGUAAAAAAGCAGAUCAAGACAAUCGUGAAGGAUUUGGAGACCAUCCUGGGAGACUUGAGGGAUGUGGCCAAGGAACUCAAAGAGGUUGUGCAUGAGAUCGACUCCCUCACGUGUGACCUACAGCUGGAGGAGGAGAUGACGGACAGUUCCAAGACAGACACCCUGAACAGCAGUUGUAGCAGCAUCACCACCACCACCACAGCCUCCAGCAUUGACAAGAUCAAGAUCUACCCUGACGACGCUAUCUUUAGGCCCCAGUCUGUCAGCCCUGCUGUCCUGACCGUGCUGAAGAAGCCCCAUCCUCCUCUGCCACCUCCCAGGCUGACACCUAUCAAAGCGGAGGAGAACAACAAGAAUCCACCAUCAGGGAACCUACUAGCCAAGGCUAACGGGACUCUUAUGCGCAAUGAAGUUUUCACAGGGAAGCCGAACAGAGACUUAUUGUACUCCAUCUCAAAUAGUGUUCCAGAGAAAGGACUUACGCCCAUGCCUUUGCUACGGCAUGAAAAGAGCAAAUGCCCCCAGGCCACCAGAGAGCGGGUCCGAUUCAGUGAAAAGGUCCAGUAUCACGGGUACUGCCCUGACUGUGACCUGCAAUAUGACGUCGACAACACAGAUAUGCACUUACAGCCAGAAUUGACUGAUGAAAUGAGCCCUGUCCAUCAGUGUUCCUCCUCCUCACCACCACCCAAGCUCCUGUUGGAAAAUGGCAGCCUCAGUGUCAGCCAUAGUUUCCCUCCUACAAACUCGCCUUGUGUGCCUCAUCCUAACCCUUCCCUGAAACCACAGAAAACCAUCCUCCGAAAAUCAACCACCACAACGGUUUGAAAAUCAACCACCGCAACGGUUUGAUGUUAAUCACCCUUAAUUAAACAUUUCGAAAUUAUUUAUAGCGUUUUCUAUUUUAUGAGCAGUCAAACGUGGAUUAUCUAAACAAUGAGAAAAACAUAGAUGAUUCACAAGGAGAGAAUGAAUGGUGAGUGAGUGCCAACCGACAACUGUCCUUGGCAUGUAAGGGGGUUUGGCAGGGUUGUGUUAAGAGAAGUGAAGUUACAUUGACUCAUAUUUUUGAAAGAAUUUGUAAAACAGGAAGCUGUGUUAGAACAUGUCAUUAAUUUAUGCUCUGGGUUAAACAAGAAACAAGAAACCUAGUUUCACUCAAAUCCGCCCGCUGCCCAACACGCUGUGUCUAGGGCUGAGACAGUAUGGCAAUGAGGUCAUACCUUUUCUCACUCAAUAUCGCUCCACUCACACUUCACUUGAAGGAUACAAAUAUUGAGCUAUAUUGC
Coregonus clupeaformis (lake whitefish) is the source of this 2021-nucleotide messenger RNA. RefSeq names its product protein Largen-like. Bases 679 to 1560 code for a protein of 293 amino acids. The record is from RefSeq and is a predicted model, not a curated record. Lineage: Eukaryota; Metazoa; Chordata; Actinopteri; Salmoniformes; Salmonidae. Gene Ontology annotation, biological process: positive regulation of translation; positive regulation of cell size. The transcript is spliced from 2 exons.